UGUGAGCUCAUUGUGAGUUCAUGUGAUCGUCAUACUGUGAUCCUCACCAUGUGAGUAAAGCGUGAGCUCAUUGUGAGUUCAUGUGAUCCUCAUACUGUGAUCCUCACCGUGCGAGUAAUAUGUGAGCUCAUUGUUAGUUCAUGUGAUCCUCACCGUGUGAGUAAAGCGUGAGCUCAUUGUCAAUGCUUCACACUCCUGUCCAGUUGGCGGUGAUAAAUGCACCAUCUAAGCUGGUUUUCCAACCACCAUAAAACAUGUAAAGAGGAAGAAGAAAAAGUUGUGCAAGGAAUUGUUACACUGCAGAAAUGGAUUUGGAAACAAAAAUUAAGGCAUUGAAAAGACAGCAACAAAAAGCUCGUAGAAAAUCAAAAAAGAUAAUUUUGGCUCUUCAGAAAAAAAAUGAAAACACUUCUGAUAGUGAACACUCCUCCAGAGAACUUGAAUCAGACUACUCAUCAGACGACUCAGGAAAUAUGCUGAAUGUUGUGGAGCAGCAUCUAAUUGAAGACUCGCAAGAACAGUAUGAUUCAGAAUCACAACGGAAUACCAGAACCAAUAUGCAAGAUCAAGUGCUAUGGGAUGAAAUUGAUAGACUAAAUGAUUCCAUGGAUGUUACCAGUGAGAGUGACACAGAGCUAGCUUUGGCUCUAGAGAAAAAGCUGUCUGAGUGGGCAAUGAAGUUCAACAUCUCCUUGACCUCUCUAACUCAUUUGCUUAAGAUUUUGAGGGAACAUGAUAUUGAUGUUCCAGCAGAUGGAAGAACACUGUUGAAAACACCUCGUUCUGGCAGUUUGACAAUAACUGAAAAAUCAGGUGGCAAAUACACAUAUUUUGGAAUAAAGGAAGGUAUUAAGCAUACUCUGUCUGAGCAAGACACUUCAAAAUACGACCACUUUGAGAUUUCUUUGAAUAUUGAUGGGUUACCCAUUUUCAAGUCCAAAAACCUCACAAUGUGGCCACUUCAGUGUGCUGUCAUCAACAUUGAUGAAGUGAAGAGCAGUCCUUUGUUGUUGCUCUGUAUUGUGGAGCAAAGAAACCAGAUGAUUUGGAGUUUUUGA
Messenger RNA from Onychostoma macrolepis, 1058 nucleotides. RefSeq lists its product as uncharacterized. The record is from RefSeq and is a predicted model, not a curated record. Lineage: Eukaryota; Metazoa; Chordata; Actinopteri; Cypriniformes; Cyprinidae. The transcript is spliced from 3 exons. Bases 306 to 1058 code for a protein of 250 amino acids.